AUCGCAGUAGACCUGCUUCAGCCCAAAUCCUCGCUCGUCCGAGGUCAAGAAACCAAUUUCUCAUCUGUCACUUCGGUCUCGAGCCGUCCCUCAUUCACAAUUCGUUCCUCAAGCCCCCGGUCGUCUCUCCCAUAUCCGCCGCGGAGUCUCCCUCUGCGCACCAUCCUCAAGCCCGGCAGCCCCCGUCCGAAACUCUCGCUUAUAACCGACUUCGAAACAAGUAUCCCGUUGAGAAUGCGUUUUCAGGCACCUCAGCUCGGCGCCCUCGGCGUGACCUUCAUAGCUUUCCGGGCGAUGCAAUUUGCUUCGCUCAUCGCCAUCAUCGGCAUAACUGCCAACUUCAUCAACGAGAUCGUAACCUCGGAACGCGACGCGCCAGACGUGCUGGUCGGUACCCUUGCCGUGGCAAGUAUCGCAACUCUCUACGUUUCGAUCUCCUAUAUCCUGUAUUACGACCAGCUUCUCCCCCUCCUGGUCGCAGGCGGGAUAGAUCUAGCGCUCCUCGUCGCGGCUAUCGUGGUCGCGGUCACUAUCGGAAAGCCCCUAUCCUUACUUAAGUGCGAGCUGCUUCCGCAGCCUGCCGCACCAACCCAGACAUUUACCAUGUCCAUCUCGGCUCGUAACUACGCCUCAGCAGCUGCCAAGUACAACAACUACCUGGCCUUGAUUACAACCGACCAGCCGCACUGCUACGAGAUCAAGGCAGCCUGGGGCCUGAGCAUCGCGCUCUGCGUGCUCUUCGCCUUUUCUAGCGUGAUCUGCGUCGGGCUGUGGCGCCGCACCAAGGCCGUCGCCGCAGCUCCCAAGGACAUCGAAGGCUAGGGGCGCGCGGGCACGCGUGGGGACUCCAGGGGAGCUGCUGUGACUGAGAAAUCCGAGAGGGGCUUUGGUCCCCUGCAGCAGAAUUCGGGACCGGCCGCUCUUGGAACUCGACUCCUCGCCGCCAAGGGUUCCGACCGGUGGAUUCCCCCGCC
Molecule: messenger RNA, 974 nt
Organism: Daldinia decipiens
Lineage: Eukaryota; Fungi; Ascomycota; Sordariomycetes; Xylariales; Hypoxylaceae
Exons: 2
Coding region: 235-822 (195 amino acids)
Source: RefSeq, a predicted model, not a curated record